AUGAAGUAUAGUAUCACUGUUUUACUUAGCGUGGCCUUGGCCAGCCUUAGCACAGCUUGCUCAACGCCGGGAAACUUCAUUAUCACCUUCUACGGCUACCCAGACAAUUCUCCUCCUGGUCCCGAUACCGCCCAUAAUUGUGGAGGCCGAAACUACAAGGCUGGAGGCUCCGGCACCUAUAAUAACCCAGUCACGAUCGCCACUGCGCCUGGCGAGCUCAACGUCUGCGAGAUUGUCUAUCUUCCGCUUCUCACCAAGUACGGCCGUUACGAGGACGACUGUGCCCAGUGCACAACCGACUAUAAGAACGGCCAACAUCAUAUCGAUAUCUGGACCGGGUCAUCUACCACCAACGGCGGCCAGAAGCAGAUCAACUGUGAAGACGACCUCACCCCAGGUGGUCGCUAUUCUAUCGUGCGCAAUCCGCCGACGAAUUACACUGUCAACGCUGCUCCUCUGUUUGUGGCCCCCAACACCUGCAAUUCUCAGAACGUCCACCCCAACAACCGAGCCCAUUGCUAG
This is a messenger RNA of Penicillium daleae, 522 nucleotides long. RefSeq lists its product as uncharacterized. The record is from RefSeq and is a predicted model, not a curated record. Bases 1 to 522 code for a protein of 173 amino acids. Lineage: Eukaryota; Fungi; Ascomycota; Eurotiomycetes; Eurotiales; Aspergillaceae. The transcript has 4 exons.